AUGAAGCUGCCCCUAUUUCCCCUGUACAUUGACCAAUUCUAUGCGGACGGCGCGUCCGAUGCCGUGUAUCUGCUGUCUCAUUUUCACACGGAUCAUAUGAAGGGGCUUUCGCCUUCGUGGAGUGCGGGUCUAAUUAUCAGCGACACGGUGACGCAGGCUCUGCUUGUCAAUAAAUACGGGGUUGCCCUGGAUAAGCGCACGAUGUCAUUGCCGUUGUUCCAACGAACACUCUUAUUGCGAGGGACAACAAACAACUCUUGCUCCAGGGCCAGCCCGAGAGUUGGAGAAGGGAGGCAUGAAUUGUUGAAUCAAGUUAACCCUGUCCACAGCGAUGACGGCGACGCCGGCGUUGGUGAGGAGGGGACAGUGGCGCUGUAUCUCUUACCCGCCUUCCACAUCCCGGGCAGUGUCAUGUUUUUCCUCGAAACACCCAGCGGCAAUGUUCUCUACACGGGGGAUUUCAAGUAUGACGAGCAUGCUAGACGCCGUCUGGAUCCCUUCUUUGUCAAUCAUCGUGUGGAUCAUGUCUACUUGGAUGACACAUGGCUGCAUUUGGGUCUCCACGAGGUGCCUCUCUCGCUUACGGGCAACGAAGGCACGAGGGUGCUAAGCAAGUUUCUGUCGGAGCUGGAGCUGGAGGAGGCAAUGGAGGCAGUUGGUCGUCGCAUGGACAGACGUGUGCGUGACUAUGCACUGGAGAAAAACUCUCCCAAUAAGCUCCGUGGUCCGUACGUGUUGCGUGUGUACUUGCACAAUCAGUUUGGUAAGGAGCACCUUGUUCAACGUCUCGCAACAAGGCUUGCUGUUCCAGUCGUCGUUGACGAGGCCAGGUACGAGCGUAUUCGUAUUCUUGCUUCGUUUAAUGAAAUAAUUGCGGAGGUCGAUGAAAGAUUUUGUAUUGACAUGGAUCGCUUUGUGACCUAUGCAAACUGUAGUACCUGUCCUCGCGUGGAGGUGGUCUCUUCGCUGAAGCAAAUCGCUCCUGAAGAACUUCAGGCUGCCGCCGAAAGAAACGGUGGCACACCGCACUACGGUAUUGUCAUGUCUGGAUGGGCCCUGUUCCGGCGACGCGGCGGUGCAGCCGAAGAAACGUCUGUGUGGGAAAUAUCAACUACGCUGCACUCCACACCGCAGCAAAUCAUCGACUUUAUCGCGUUGCUGCGUCCCAUGUCUGUUACACCGCUGCAUUACAAGCCCUGCCGCGGCCUAAUAGUGCUGCAGCGACUUGGGCCCUUUUUGCGACGACCAUACGUGAACGAUUUUUUAGCGGUCUCGGAUGGAGUGAGGGGUGACGCAGGGACGUGGCGGCGCUGCAUCUUGUCUAGCAACGAUGCUAAAGAGGCGGAUACUUUGUUUCCACCGAAAAGAAGCGGGUUUUGUAUCGGUGCUUCAUCCACGUGGAACGCGUCACCUCACCACGAGGAGGUCCUUAAUUCCGGGGCAAAGUCCACAACAAUGACGGGGCGGCAGGGGCGGAAGCGACAGCAUGAAACUUUUUCGUCUCCAAUGAGGGCCAUAUGCUGCGAUGACACACUUUGCACUGCUACAUCUUCGCUUACCCAGCUGGCUGAGUUUCUUGAUCUCUGA
Trypanosoma conorhini is the source of this 1587-nucleotide messenger RNA. RefSeq names its product putative DNA cross-link repair 1A protein. Gene Ontology annotation, biological process: double-strand break repair via nonhomologous end joining; interstrand cross-link repair; protection from non-homologous end joining at telomere. The coding region runs from base 1 to 1587 and encodes 528 amino acids. NCBI's taxonomy places the organism in Eukaryota, Euglenozoa, Kinetoplastea, Trypanosomatida, Trypanosomatidae. The record is from RefSeq and is a predicted model, not a curated record. The transcript has a single exon. Gene Ontology annotation, molecular function: 5'-3' DNA exonuclease activity; damaged DNA binding.